CAACUUUCAAACCCUGCUGGGGACUUGCUGGGCAACUUUCUGCCAGUGAGCUCUUUUGCUCGCCCAGGUUUCCCUUCUUCCUCCAUCUCCCCUGCUCACAAACAGGGGCUCCUCGUCUAUUUUAACACCCCCGCGCUUCUCCAUUACUCUUACUGGAGAGAGAAAACCAUGAACACGUCACCCACAAACGCACCAUUGACAGGAGAAGAUGUGCAUUUGCUCAAAAAGGCUUUAAUUGCAAGACAACUCCGAAAAGAAAUAUCAGCGCUGCUGGAUACACCGGAAUCUAUAGGCGCUCUUGUUCCUCCUCCCUCUCCCGAAACACCUGACGCAACUUUCCCUCUCCUCUCUCCUCUCUUUUCACGCCUUCUACUCCCCUUUCCCCCUCUCCAAGCAGCAGAUAACGGACCAAAAGAGUUUUGGAGGGUUUGCGGAAGGUUUUUGGGAUUGUUCCGCGGGGUGGAUUCGGGUGGUACUGCAUCUCAUAUAGCAAAGAGGGAUUUGCUGGCGAACAAGGCUGUGGAUGCUAUCGCUGCAAUGCUGGGCAAAUCUGUUAGGACAACAACAGAAGAAUAUGAGCUUAAAGAAGGGACAAGAGUGGGUAAUGGAGUGCAAGUCCCGGAGCAAAAGCAGUUUGUUUUUCAAGAAGUGGAGAUUGUCGAGACAAAAGUGACUGUCAAGAAAGGUUUAUGGCGGUCCUCAGAGACUGUGGAGUAUACAGUGCGAUCUAUCAUGAACGGUCGGACGGCGAUCGCGCGUCGAGACUAUGGUGCUUUUAAAUCGCUUCAUAAAGAGCUCAUUCGCCGGGCGAACCUCCGCAUCCCGGCCUUGCCUACAGUAUCUGGCACACCCAAAGGCACAUCCUUGAGCUACGCGAUCACGUCUCUCACCACGUAUCUCUGGAGUCUAUCAUCACAGCCGACAUCAACACUCCGCGAUUUUCUGAACCAGUCUGAGCCCAUCGUCCACUCAAAUAGCGAUGAUCAGGAAGCUUCCAAGAAGGCGGAUGAAAUCCGAAAAGCUUUAGACAUGUUCCGGGACGAGGUGUUGGAACCAGGAGGUUUGGCAAAGGUUUUUGCGGUGAUUGGUAAAGCCGAGGAGAUUUCCGAGUUGCCAGCACAUUAUAGAAUGGUUGUUGAAUGGUGGAAAAUGUGUGCCGCAGCCUCGUUCUACCGCACGUUCAUAACGCACGAUCGCGCUCCAGAACACUUGCGUCGCCUCAAAGCCUUCCAUUCCCGUGCCCCGUAUAGGAGCUGGGCAGCAUUACUAAAGAGCACCAAUCCUGUCAUGGUUGUGAAAGCAAUUGGAAAUCUCCUCCUUGCGCGACCAUUUGGAACCAAGUGCUUAUUGCAGAGCAUGAUUACAGGAAUCAUUGAUGAUGAAAUCCGAGCGACAUUGAAAGAGAUUCAAUAUGUUGAGCGUUUUACAGGUCCAGAUAUAUCCAUCAGUGCCAAGGAAGUGGUCAACCGCGCACCAUUGGGUGGUUAUGAGCUAGAUAUUUCGGCAGACCUUCCUGCACAGAUAUUGGGGUACCAACCAGAUGCGGCAAGCCCGGAGAGACAGGCUGUAGAGAGACUGUUGGGAUAUUACUGGAGGAUGAGGCGUCUACAUCAGUUUAGAAAUCUCGUCCAGGAGGACGUGGUGGUUCACCUCGCCAAAGAUAUUCUGGCAAUCAGUUAUAAGCCACUCACUGAAGCGUACAAGGCGGCUGAUCCGGGGAGCUGCAUACGAGACGGGGCAAAGUUCAUUGAAGAUUUGUUGCGGAUUGCUGAGAUUGAGCAGGCGAAAGGGCCGACUGCACCACGCAAUGCAAAUGCGCCACCCCUUCGCCCGUUCAUCACCCUUCUCUCACGCCAUGAGCAUCGAAUUUUUAAGCAUGUCCGUUCAACACUCUCUGCGCAGCCUGGCCGUAUCCAUUCAUUAGCAGAGAUCGCAUCCUGGGCCGAUGACGUUGCCAAAUUUUUCCGUGGAUAUGGCCCAGUGGUGGACUUGGCAUCCGUCGUCCAAAACCCGUCGAUUGAUCGAGAGGCUUUAAUGAGGGACUUGGAAAAGCUGCGGGCAAGGAAGAAGGAACGAAAUGAAAAGGUCCGCCAAAGGGUUCUGUCUAGAGUCUUGGGUGUGGCCAAGGGAGAUGUUUUGGACGAGGAAUUACAGGUGUCUGAUGUUGGGUUGGCGUUGCAGGAUAUUUGGGCCGAAGAGCAUGGGCCAGUUUGGGUGGAUGGUCUCACUGGUGUUGCAGACGGUGUUGCAGACAGUGUUGCAGACGAUCGGAAUACACUCCAAGUACCCAAACCCCUCCACAAGGCACGCAGCAUCACCAGCUUUGAAUCUCUCGUUGAUCCUUCCGACGCACCAUCCGAGACUCCCACACCGCCCACAACCGAAGAGGAUGUGGAAAGCCAACUCCGAGCCCUCAUGGUCGAUGAUGAAUCUGGCGAUUCCUCUGACGGGACCUUUAUGAUGGAGCCUCCCACUGUGGAGCCGGGCAUUGUAGCUGCCGCCUCGGGCUUUGGCGUCGUGUAUAGGCAAAAGACAGAGUGGAAGGAUCCAUUGGGGUUGGAGGUUGUCCCAGAACUGAUGGGACCCUGGUUGAAGGCUCUGGGGCCGUGGUUGGAGGUAGUUGCUGGGGGAGCAGUGUAAGUUGUGGAGCUCUGUGUGGUCAUUUGUAUAUAUGCUCUUUUUUGGUUGUGGCAAUGGGCUACAUAGUCUCUGCGAUCAUUUUUUUUUUUCGUCAGUACUUGUAAAUAAUAUAUCAAACAGGUCUAUGUACAAACGCUAGUCAAACAUCC
Molecule: messenger RNA, 2789 nt
Organism: Spizellomyces punctatus DAOM BR117
Lineage: Eukaryota; Fungi; Chytridiomycota; Chytridiomycetes; Spizellomycetales; Spizellomycetaceae
Exons: 9
Coding region: 169-2640 (823 amino acids)
Molecular function (GO): phosphatidylinositol binding
Source: RefSeq, a predicted model, not a curated record